Molecule: messenger RNA, 1370 nt
Organism: Rhizophagus irregularis DAOM 181602=DAOM 197198
Lineage: Eukaryota; Fungi; Glomeromycota; Glomeromycetes; Glomerales; Glomeraceae
Source: RefSeq, a predicted model, not a curated record
AGUCCGUACAGUUAGUUGGCAAGAAAAUUUAAACGAAGAAUGGCAACAAGAUCUGAUUUCGAAAUUUGUGGUUCCAUUCAGGACGCACAACAUAUACACACCUUACGACGAGAAAGGGAAAGUAAUCAUCUUGGAAGAGUUUGGUCAAAUAUUAAUCCAUACCUUUUGGGACGCUUGAUGUCUCCUCUGGACCUAUACUUAUCAACCUCCGGAGGAGAUGAACUUAGAUGCGAAAAUAAAUUAUUUGGUGAAAAGUCUGGAACUCUUAGCAAGGAGUAUGAUGAUAAUACAACCACAUCACAAAAUUCGACCAGCAACCGUGAACUUGACGUACUAUAUUGCGAACCAAAAGGUAAAAUUCAUGAUGGGUUCCUCAGUUCGUUGUAUAACACCGAUGAACUCAAAAGUAGCAGAAUCGAGAGCACAAACAAUGCAGACAUUACAAUGGGAGUCAGAUUACCGAAUUGUCCUAACUCAAGAAAGCUUAAAGACGUUGAGACACGGUUUGGGCAAUUGCUCAGAGUCGGUUCCAUGGCAGGCGAUUAUUGGACAGAUGAAAUCGUAUCAAGACCAUGUCGACUUGUACACGCUCACUCUCACCCUGUCCAUAAACCUUCAAGAACAAUUGAUUGUCAAGAAGCCGUGUGCAAUCUGCAAUCUUGUGUUAAUCCGAAUUGCUUCUUAUCUGCUGGUAACGAUUCACCCAGUAACAACAAUUCCCUCAUCGUAGUUGAUACAUUUGAGAAAUCCGUUAGAUUUCAAAUUGCAACCUUUAUCAAGGGUGUCUCCGUUACUGAACCUAAAGAAGUAGAAUACUAUAUAGCAGAUGUUGCAGAUUUCGGCUUUGACCAUAUAAUCUACAUUGGAGAGACCGAAUACGGAAUGUUAUUUUUAGACUGCUAUGAUCGUGUUUUUCUCUGGGACAACAUGAGUCAAAUGGCGUAUCCGCUUGGAGAUUCUCUUGAAGAAGUUCCAGAACGCCCAAUUGAAGAUAAAGCAUGGUAUGUGGAAAAUGGAAUUGUAUAUGAACAUAUUGGGUGAACGUGUAUACACUGAUACGUUAAUAUAAUUGUGUACUACACUAAACAACUUCAAAAUGAUAUUUUCGAAAAAUUUAAAGUACAAAUAAUGAUUAAUUCUUCAGCUUUACCUAAAAGACAUUUAAAAAUUGCUUGUAAAUAAUAAUUCAUAAAAUAAUAAUACUAAAAGACAUUAAAAUUGCUUGUAAAUAAAAUUGCUUGUAAAUAAAAUAACAAUAAAGUUUAUAAUUUUAUUGUAUUUUUAAGCUACUGUGUUUUGCAUCAUGGUGUGGUCAUGUAAAUUGAAUCCAUUUUUUUUCUAAGAAUCGUUUUGCAUGAAGAAAUUUUCGG